Trichoplusia ni (cabbage looper) is the source of this 1527-nucleotide messenger RNA. RefSeq names its product facilitated trehalose transporter Tret1-like. Lineage: Eukaryota; Metazoa; Arthropoda; Insecta; Lepidoptera; Noctuidae. Gene Ontology annotation, molecular function: transmembrane transporter activity. Gene Ontology annotation, biological process: transmembrane transport. The record is from RefSeq and is a predicted model, not a curated record. The transcript is spliced from 8 exons. Bases 79 to 1497 code for a protein of 472 amino acids. Gene Ontology annotation, cellular component: membrane.
UCUUCAUAAAUAGGCUGUCAGUCGAAUUCUUGUUAGAAAGGGAUAACGUUGAAUUUUUGUGGAAGAUUAACAGGCAAAAUGGCGGGAAAACUGUUUCAGAUUUUGGGUACAAUGCUGAUAUGCACCACGACCGUCAACAUGGGGGUCAUCUUUGCCUGGCCAGCCUUCACGAUAAUGCUCUUUCAAUCCCCGAACACCACUCUACAUAGACCCAUGACGGACACUGAAAUAUCUUUGUUCAGUAGUAUGGGGAUGAUAGGAGCCCUAAUUAGUAUUCCUACAUCUGGAUACUUGUUGGACAAGAUUGGAAGAAAAAGAUACUGUUUAUUGAACUCUUUCAUUUUAUCUAUGGUCUGGUCUAUAUUAACGUUCAGCAGACGCGUCGAAAUGGUUCUCACCGCGAUCUUCCUUUCCGGACUCAGCUUCACAGUCUUCGUGGUGGCAGGAACCUUCAUCAGCGAGAUUUGCGAGCCUUCUAUAAGGGGAACGAUGACGGCUACCAACAUGGUUGCUUACGGAAUAGGAAUGCUCCUAUCAUACCUCCUUGGAGGAUACCUACAGUAUGAAGUCAUGUUGUACGUUGGAUUGAGUUUGACCGUUGCUGCUAUGUGCCUGUUGUCUAUUUUGAAGGAGUCGCCGAUUCACCUUAUGAGUAAAGGGUUCGAGAAGGAAGCCAUGCAAUCAAUCGCCUUUUACAAGAAUUUGAAGCUCGAUUCGAAAGAUAUCGUAGAAGAAAUAAAUAGCAUAAAACGGUCCCUCAAUCCCGAUCUGGAUGAGACUACACCAGAAGAAGAAAAAUUGAAGCCAGAACUGAAACCAGUUGAAAAAUUAUCUCUAUGGAAGUUUAUAAAGAAAUCCCGAUCAUCACGCAAAGCAUUCUUCACAACUUUCUUCUUGAUGACAGCUGCCAUCUCCCAAGGUUUAGUUGUAGUACAAAUACAUGCAGAGCGUUUGUUCCAUGAUGCUAUACCAACUGUGGCACCAACACUCUUGAGUGUUAUAUUGGCUGUGGCAGUAACUGGAUCCGGUAUGGUUGCUGCGUUCCUAACUGAUCUGGCUGGUAGAAGGCCUCUGAUGAUCUACGCGUCUCUAGGCACUGGUAUCAGCUGUAUGGUACUAGGAACCCAGUUGCAGUUCCACUGGGGCCCGACCUGGAUCACGGCGGUGUUCAUGUACGUCUACCCAGUGAUGUACACGUGCGGCGCAGGGACUGUUCCCUUCGUGCUUCUUUCGGAAUUAUUCUUACCUGAAGUCAAAAGCAUAUUUUCAAUGAUCUUGGUGGAAUACGCCUGCCUUUGCAACUUUGUCAUCCUUUUCAUCUUCAAUCCCCUCCUGAAGGCAGUAGGAUGGGGACCCGUCUUCUACAUCUUCGCGACCCUCAGUUUCCUGAGCUCUAGCUUCUGUGUUUUCUUUUUGCCUGAGACAAAAGGAUUGAAUGUCGAAGAAAUACAGACAGUGUUUGCGAGAAAAAGGACGCCAAAGAAUGUAGCAGCAUAGGAUACAAUAAACCUGUUUAUUUUUAUACUA